This is a messenger RNA of Meyerozyma guilliermondii ATCC 6260, 2037 nucleotides long. It is a transcript of the gene YME1, whose product is annotated as i-AAA protease. Gene Ontology annotation, molecular function: ATP binding; ATP-dependent peptidase activity; ATP hydrolysis activity. Gene Ontology annotation, biological process: protein quality control for misfolded or incompletely synthesized proteins; mitochondrion organization. The transcript has a single exon. The record is from RefSeq and is a predicted model, not a curated record. Gene Ontology annotation, cellular component: mitochondrial inner membrane. Bases 1 to 2037 code for a protein of 678 amino acids. Lineage: Eukaryota; Fungi; Ascomycota; Pichiomycetes; Serinales; Debaryomycetaceae.
AUGAUCAGAGUAGGAAGUGUGGUGUCUUCUUUGGCACCACGUUUGAACCAUAUAAAUCGAUCUGCCGUCCGAUUUUUGGUAUCGUCGUCUUCGGCACACCAUUUUGGUCGGUCAAAUAUUAUAUUAAGGCCUAGCAUCGUAAAUGGAAUUCGCUCUAGUGUUCGUUUCGUUUCCGACAGCACAUUAAAUUUGUUGAAAAGGCAGGAACUGGCGGCCAACAACGAUUUGGGAAAUGCCGAGUCUCAAGCCGAGUUUUAUAAAUCGCUUUUGAUGAAUAAUUAUCCUCAUUUGGUGGUCCAAAGAUACGAAACUCCGGGUAUCGCAUCGUCGCCGGAAUGUACUGCUUUGUAUGUUGAAGCAUUGAACAAGACGGGAAAGAAGGCCAAGGCAUCUCAGGUUGGCGCAUCGAGUGGUUUGGUGACUGCUUCGGCUGGACUUCCGCAUGGGUUUGGUUCGAAGUAUGAGCCUGUUCAUGUGGUGGUUUCCGAGUCCCCGUUGUCGAUUAUUUCCAAAUGGCUCAAGUGGUUGAUACCGGUUGCGCUCCUUACGUACGGAGCGAUGAACGCGUUCAACUACUUGGUGGAAAACGGCACUAUUUUCAAGAACUCCGAUGUCGCCGACAAGCUGGUUGAUGUUAGCGAGCUGACGGUGAGAUUCGAGGAUGUGUGUGGAUGUGACGAAGCUCGUGCCGAGUUGGAAGAGAUUGUUGACUUUUUGAAGGAUCCAGCAAGAUACACUGGCUUGGGUGGUAAGUUGCCUAAGGGUGUUCUUCUUACUGGUCCUCCUGGUACGGGUAAGACCUUGUUAGCGCGGGCCACUGCCGGUGAAGCGGGUGUUCCAUUUUUCUUCAUGUCUGGGUCUGAAUUUGACGAAUUGUACGUCGGUGUUGGAGCAAAGAGAAUCAGAGAAUUGUUUGGUCAAGCCAGAGAAAAGUCGCCUGCCAUCAUUUUCAUCGAUGAAUUGGAUGCGAUUGGAGGAAAGAGGAACCCAAAAGACCAGGCAUAUGCUAAACAGACUCUUAACCAGUUGUUGGUUGAGUUGGAUGGAUUUUCACAGACUUCUGGUAUCAUCAUCAUUGGUGCAACUAAUUUCCCCGAAUCGUUGGAUAAGGCACUCACUCGUCCUGGAAGAUUUGACAAGGAGGUUGUUGUGGAUUUGCCGGAUGUACGUGGACGAGUGGACAUUCUCAAGCAUCACAUGAAGAAUGUGGAGGUGUCGGAAGACGUUGAACCAUCGAUUAUUGCUCGUGGAACCCCGGGACUCUCUGGAGCCGAGCUCAUGAAUCUUGUUAACCAAGCGGCCGUUCACGCCUCACAAUUGUCUGCUCCUGCCGUGGACAUGUCUCACUUCGAGUGGGCUAAGGACAAAAUUCUCAUGGGAGCGGCCAAAAAGAAGAUGGUGAUCACGGACGAGGCGCGUAAAAACACCGCGUAUCACGAGGCAGGACAUGCCAUCAUGGCCAUGUACUCCAAAGGAGCAACUCCAUUAUACAAGGCUACUAUUCUUCCCCGUGGUCGUGCGCUCGGAGUUACAUUUCAAUUGCCCGAAAUGGACAAGGUUGAUAUGACCAAGAGAGAGUGUUUUGCUCGUCUUGAUGUUUGCAUGGGAGGAAAGAUUGCCGAGGAGAUGGUACACGGAAAAGAUAAUGUUACCAGUGGAUGUUCUUCAGACCUAGCCAAUGCCACCAGUGUGGCACGAGCCAUGGUUACUUCGUACGGCAUGAGCGACAAGAUUGGACCGGUACGAUUGAGUGAUAACUGGGACUCGUGGUCGCCCAAUCUUCGAGACAUGGCCGAUAUUGAGAUCCGGGAGUUUUUAAUCGAGUCCGAGGCGCGCACGAGAAAGCUUCUUUCUGAGAAAAGAGUGGAGCUUCAACGGCUUGCGGAGGGACUCAUUGAGUACGAGACAUUAACGAGGGAAGAGAUGGAGAAAUUGGUGCGAGGAGAACCCAUUAACAAGGCCAAAAGUGUCAGCAAUACUGUGAUCAAGACCAAGAGCGGCCGCACCGAUGUGUUGGGGGUGCCUGCCGAGGUAUAG